This is a messenger RNA of Exophiala aquamarina CBS 119918, 1743 nucleotides long. RefSeq lists its product as uncharacterized. Bases 1 to 1743 code for a protein of 580 amino acids. Gene Ontology annotation, biological process: fatty acid metabolic process. Gene Ontology annotation, molecular function: medium-chain fatty acid-CoA ligase activity. The transcript has a single exon. The record is from RefSeq and is a predicted model, not a curated record. Lineage: Eukaryota; Fungi; Ascomycota; Eurotiomycetes; Chaetothyriales; Herpotrichiellaceae.
AUGACAGACCGAGCGAACUUCGUGCCCCGCCAAGGCAAUUUCAACGAUAAUGUCCUUCCCAAUGAUCCGUUGUUCCUCAGGCUUUUGACCAUCGCGCACGGCAGACACGCCGGAAGACCGCUAAUUCGCGACAUAAAUGCAGGGCUCGAGGCCACCGCCCACACCCUCCUCAGCGAUGUCUUAACUUUCAGGCAAGAUAUCGUCAAAUCUUUGGCACCGAAGACUAUUCGGGAUCUUGACAAUGGGCGCGAUGUCUUAAUCAGUCUCUUUGCCGAAGGAGGCUACGAGUUCUCCGUGGCUAUUUUGGCCGUACUCGCCCUCGGAGCCUGUGCAUCGUUACUUAGCAUAGCAAUGCCUACAAAGGAGCUGACCUAUUAUAUUGAAAAGACCCAUUCGGUGAUGAUCCUUGCUUCAAAAAAAGGCUGGAACUCGGCGAAAAAGUUAGAAGUCCAAAUUCGAAAUCAGGGCUUGGGAAAUGACUUCGUCGCACUCCCUAUCUCGAUCGAUGGGAAUAACCAUGCAGGACUUGUGCCCCUCGCGCAGAUAUUUAUAUCGUCCGGGCCCCAGCAUGAUCCAAAUGGGCCUGGAACCAUCAUAUUCACCUCCGGUACAACGGGACCACCUAAAGCCGUUGUCCUCAGGCGCUCAACAAUCACAACAGGAGCACAAUCUCUUGCAGAUCAGCUGGAUCUUCAAGCAACGGACACGCUUCUACAUCCACUCCCUGUGCACCAUGCCACAGGUGUGAAUCUUUCAUUUUUUCCAUUCCUUCAAGCUGGAGCAUGCAUCGAGUUCAAAUCUGGCGGGUUCGACUCUCAGUGGAUAUGGGAUCGGUUGCGACAAGGGGGUUUGACACAUUUCACUGGAGUUCCAACCAUUUACAUGCGCCUCAUGCGACAUUGGGAGAAGCACAUCAGCCAUCUGCCACCAAACAUCAUGAAAGAUUAUCGCAACGGAGCGGCAAAUAUCAAGGUGUUGUUCUGCGGCACGGCGGCAUUAUCACAAGCCAUCGAUCGCUUCUGGAAGGAGCUUCGAGGUGGUCAUCCCAUUGUGCAACGGUACGGGUCGAGCGAGACGCAGAUCGUAAUCAACAUGCCCAUCGACAGCGGAAAUAGCCAUGACGUACUGCCGGAUGGCUCAGUCGGCAAGGCUUCAGUCGGCGUGGAAUUGAAAAUAGCAGGUAACGCUAAUCAGGGCGAGCUGCUGGUCAAAUCCCCACACAUGUUCUCGUGUUAUCUGAACGACAAGGCCGCCACACUCGAGGCUCACGAUGAUGAUGGCUACUACAAGACUGGUGACAUAGCUAGUCGGGCAGGAGACUAUUAUCUCAUCCUAGGUCGUGCAGAUAUCGACAUCGUCAAAUCAGGCGGCUACAAGAUCUCCGCGCUAGAUAUUGAACGGGAAAUGCUUGGUCUCUCAUAUGUGAACGAGGCGAUGGUGAUCGGGGUGCCAGAUGACGAGUUCGGACAACGUGUAGCCGCGGUGGUGGCCAUUCGAAAAAAUGCUAGUAUGACAACACUGACACUGGAUAGGUUGCGGAUGGACUUAAGGUCGAGGCUGGCAGGCUAUAAGUUGCCAACCUUGCUCCGGGUGGUCGAUGGAGAGCUGCCAAAGAAUGCUACGGAGAAAGUGGUGAAGAAGAAAUUAGGACCGUUAUAUUUCCCCCCUAACUAUCGGGAGGAUGGUGGUGUCCAGAUAUGGAAGACACAGGCGCAGAAAGAGGAGAGAAUCGUGAAGCUAUGA